Nicotiana attenuata is the source of this 1074-nucleotide messenger RNA. RefSeq names its product temperature-induced lipocalin-1-like. The transcript has 2 exons. The coding region runs from base 118 to 675 and encodes 185 amino acids. NCBI's taxonomy places the organism in Eukaryota, Viridiplantae, Streptophyta, Magnoliopsida, Solanales, Solanaceae. The record is from RefSeq and is a predicted model, not a curated record.
UCAAAUCCCACUAAAUCUUAUCAAAAACCCAAUCCAAAACCCCUUACAAAAAAUUUACAAAAACCCCUUUUCUCCAACACCCAAAUAUCUUGAGAAAAAAAAUAUUUUCUUGAAAAAAUGUCCAAUAAAGAAAUGGAAGUAGUGAGGAAUUUGGAUGUUGAAAAAUACAUGGGAAGAUGGUAUGAAAUAGCUAGUUUCCCAUCUAUAACACAGCCCAAAAAUGGUGUAAACACAAGAGCCACUUACACUUUAAAUCCAGAUGGUACAGUACAUGUACUAAAUGAAACUUGGAGUAAUGGCAAAAGAGGAUCAAUUGAAGGGACUGCAUAUAAAGCUGAUCCUAAAAGUGAUGAAGCUAAGCUUAAAGUGAAGUUUUAUGUUCCUCCAUUUUUGCCAAUUAUUCCUGUUGUUGGUGAUUAUUGGGUUCUUUAUAUUGAUAAUGAUUAUCAAUAUGCUUUGAUUGGUCAGCCUAGUAGGAAGUAUCUUUGGAUAUUAUGUAGGAAAACACAUCUUGACGAAGAGAUAUACAACAUGCUGAUUGAGAAGGCUAAAGAAGUUGGCUAUGAUGUGAGUAAACUCCACAAGACACCUCAGUCUGAUCCUCCACCAGAGGGUGAAGAUAGCCCACAGGACACCAAAGGAAUUUGGUGGCUCAAAUCAAUCUUUGGAAGAUAAACAUGCAUUGUGUAUAUAUAUAUAUAGCCGAGACUCUCCCGGAAACAGCCUCUCUAUCCUUUCGGAGUAGGGGUAAGGUUUGCGUACACUCUACUCUCCUCAGAUCCUAAAUCUCACUAGUGAGAUUUUUUUUACUGGGUAUAUUGAUGAAUAUAUAUAUUAAAUCCACAGAAAAAAAAAAAGAAAAAGAGAAAAAAGGGGUUGUGGUGUUGUAAGAGAGUUUUGCUGUUAAUUCCAUAUGUUUUAAGGUUGUAUUUCCUAAGAUGUCUUUUUAUUUUCUGGAACUUUGUAAUGUUGAUAGUAAGUAGUGUCAAGUGUGUGGUGAUUGUAAAAUAGAGUUUGUUUGUCAAUUUUACAUUUGAAUUUUAUUAUGUAUGAAAAUGUUGUUGCUUUCUUUGG